AUGGUGGAGGCUGAGACCUACAUACAGGCGGUAGACCUCUGUCACAUGGGAAAGCAAGGGGACCAGAAAAGGUCCGAGAAAAAGGAGAGUCGUACACAGAAUGCGGCCCCCAAGGAAGAGAAGAAGAGGAAAGAUGUAUGGAUGGCCGACACCACUAGUCAGUCGUCAAGCAAAAAGAGAAAGGAAUUGAAUCCAUACUCCCCCAAGUAUGAGUUAAAUAAAUAUAAUCAUGCCAUCUUCACAGAGAUUAAGGGCCGAUUCUCCCUCGAGAAGCCGACACCUAUGAGGGGCGACCGUAGCAAGCGCAACCAAGGCAAACACUGCCACUUUCAUGAAGACGUUGGGCAUGAGACCAACGAAUGUAUCAGUCUUAAGCGUCUGCUAGAUCAGUUGGCUGAAAAAGGUGAUCUGGACUCUUAUGUCAAAAAACGUAAAGGAAAACAGCCCCCCAAACAGAAACAGUCGGCCAGGCAAAAGAGGCAGAAAUUGGCCGACAGCUCUGACACUAAUGAAGCUGCCAUCUAUAUAAUAGCAGGCGGCUAUGCAGGAGGAGGCCUGACUGUUCGGGGAAACAAGGAUAAAAUCAGACAACUGGAUGUUAACUCUGUUAAUCAGGGUGAGACCUCUGGUAACUCGUUUCCUGAGGUUAUUAUUUCUGAGAAAGACUCGGGUGGUGUCCGACGACCACAUGACGAUCCAAUUGUCAUCGAGUGUAAAGUGGCCAAUCAAAGAGUCGGCAGGAUACUUAUUGAUACAGGGAGUUUGUCGGACCUCAUCAGCCAUAAGUGCUUGACCAAACUCAAGUACAGGCUUGAGAGUAUACAUCCUAUCUCCCAUCCUCUCGUAGGAUUUGGAGGGGGAGUCGUCCAUCCGAUUGGUCAAGUUGACUUGCCCGUCCGUCUGGGUGAGAAAGGCGAGGGCCGCCACAUGGUCAUUCGUUUCCUGGUUGUGGAAGAGCUUACUGCCUAUAACAUGAUCCUUGGGCGCCCCACCCUUAAUGACUCUAAAGCAGUUAUCAUUCCAUCCCUUAUGUUACUCAAGUUUGAGAAGGAUGACAAAAUAGUCGGUUCCAUAAGGGGGGACCAGAGAAUGGCCAGGGAAUAUUACCUCACUGACAUCAAAACAAUGGUAACUUCAGACGGCCCAACUGGCAAAGCCAUAGAAGAAGCGUCUGCCCAAGAGGCAGGAGGCAGGAAGAGAAAAGCUUCCGAAACGGAGGUCAAGAAAAAGCAUAAAAAAUAG
Chenopodium quinoa (quinoa) is the source of this 1242-nucleotide messenger RNA. RefSeq lists its product as uncharacterized. Bases 1 to 1242 code for a protein of 413 amino acids. The record is from RefSeq and is a predicted model, not a curated record. The transcript has a single exon. Lineage: Eukaryota; Viridiplantae; Streptophyta; Magnoliopsida; Caryophyllales; Amaranthaceae.